This is a messenger RNA of Solanum verrucosum, 780 nucleotides long. RefSeq lists its product as uncharacterized. The record is from RefSeq and is a predicted model, not a curated record. The transcript is spliced from 2 exons. The coding region runs from base 1 to 639 and encodes 212 amino acids. NCBI's taxonomy places the organism in Eukaryota, Viridiplantae, Streptophyta, Magnoliopsida, Solanales, Solanaceae.
AUGUUGCCAUGGAGUACUUUCUUUUUGUACUUAUUGCUUUCUCCAUUCUUUAUAUUACUAGUUUCAUUGGGAUUAUUGCAACAGGUUCUGUGCAUGUUGCUGUUCAAAGGGACUGUACUUCCAGAAAUGAAAUGCAAAUAUCUGACGCUGGAGUUGCAUGUGAAGAGGUUUAAUUUGUAUGGAGUAGCUGGUCUUCUGCGAGCAUCAAGUCAUGUAGAGACACUCAACAUAAAUAUAUAUACGGAGGCACUAGACAUAGAGGGACGCGACAUAGAUUUAUCAACAAAAUCUCUUGAAGAUACCCACUGCCACUUUGAGUUAUCAGAUUUGGUCAAAGGAGAUGAUAUUGAUUUGCAUAACUGGAUUUUAUUUGGGUUUCCCAACCUCAAGAAUGUUAAGAUUAUCAACUCCCCCGGAGAGCGGUGCUUUAAGGAUCAUUUCAAACAGGGCUUUGACAAGCUUUUGAAACUUUCAGAAUUUCUGUUAAAGAAUGCAACAGUUUUGGAGAAGUUCGUGAUAUCAAAGGGAAUAAUGUGCAAGAUAUGUUCAACCAACUGUGUGUCCACAUUUUUAUCUCAAUUGGCUGAGGAAUUGUUUUGUUGCCCAAGAUCCUCUACAAAUUGUGUGAUUAUCUACUAGUAGUGAGCUUGUGAUGAUUAGACUGCAAGUAGUUUUCUAUCUUAGGAUACACGAGAUGUUGCCUUAUAUUGAGUUUUUGGCGAAUACCCAUACAAUCAUGACUUGUCUAUGCAAUUAAUUACUUAUCUUGUGGCAUACCAA